Molecule: messenger RNA, 756 nt
Organism: Capronia epimyces CBS 606.96
Lineage: Eukaryota; Fungi; Ascomycota; Eurotiomycetes; Chaetothyriales; Herpotrichiellaceae
Exons: 1
Coding region: 1-756 (251 amino acids)
Cellular component (GO): mitochondrion
Molecular function (GO): nucleic acid binding; 3'-5'-RNA exonuclease activity
Source: RefSeq, a predicted model, not a curated record
AUGACGGGCCUCGAUCCAAAAACAGACACGAUCAUGAGCAUAGCAUGCAUUUUGACCACGUCGGACCUACAGCCCCUCGAUCCCGGGGGAUUCGAAGCAGUGAUCCACCAUACGGCCGCCCAGAUGUCCGCCAUGUCCGAGUGGUGCGUACGAACGCACGGGGCGACGGGCUUGACGCAGCGGUGCCUGACCAGCACGACCAGCGCACAAGUCGCCGCCGACGCUCUCCUGACUUACAUCAAGCGCUACAUUCCCGAACCGGGCCGCGCCUUGCUGGCGGGAAACAGCAUUCACGCCGACAAGGCCUUUCUGAUGGUCCCGCCAUACAACGUCGUGCUCGACCAUCUGCAUUACCGCCUGUUUGACGUCAGCGCUACCAAGGAGAUGAUCCGGCGCUGGGCCAGGCCCGAGGUCCUGGAGCGCGCCCCGCGGAAACAACUGGUCCAUUCGGCCCGCGAGGACGUGCUGGAGAGCAUCGAGGAGGCGCGGUACUACAAGACCCUCAUCGAGGGUUUGUUGCUGCCUGGGGUGUCUGCAGAACCAGAUGGGCCUGCCGUCGGAGUCGGGGUCGGCGCUGGCGCUGGAAGAACAACUACCGGGGUCGCAGGUCUAACCACUAAUCCGGGGGAGAGCGAGGACUUGCUGCUCUUCGCCACCUUCGGGGUACCCGUUACAGCCGCCGACGGCACAGGCCACGGAACUGGCAAUGGUGACGUCGGUCAACUCGACGCCGGCUUUAGAACUGAUGUACCGUGA